Messenger RNA from Meleagris gallopavo (turkey), 4409 nucleotides. It is a transcript of the gene SLC30A10, whose product is annotated as solute carrier family 30 member 10. Gene Ontology annotation, biological process: intracellular zinc ion homeostasis; manganese ion transport; zinc ion transmembrane transport. NCBI's taxonomy places the organism in Eukaryota, Metazoa, Chordata, Aves, Galliformes, Phasianidae. Gene Ontology annotation, molecular function: zinc ion transmembrane transporter activity. The record is from RefSeq and is a predicted model, not a curated record. Gene Ontology annotation, cellular component: membrane.
GCACUGACAGGUGGAGGGCAGAAGCGCAGAAGUGAAUCGUCCCUCGCACAGCUCAGUCCCGCAGAACCGCAGCCUGAAAGAAAGGGAGCUGGAGAGAUGGGUCGCUACUCAGGGAGGAGCAGCAGGCUCAUCUUUAUGUCCCUUUUAAGCAUCGCUCUUUUUGCUGUCGAGAUCUCAGUAGCAUACAUUGGCAAUUCUCUUUCCUUAGCUUCAGAUGCCUUCGCGGUUCUCUCUCACUUCAUCUCCAUGAUCAUCGGUUUGCUCGGUGUGAGGUUCAGUCGCAUCAGAUGGCACAAGGCAAACACUUUCGGCUUCAGCCGGGCAGAUGUGCUGGGAGCCUUUGGCAACUCUGUUUUUGCCACUGCUCUCAUGUUCAGCAUCUUCGUUGAGGCAAUCAAGAGGUACAUCAACCCUCAGAAGACAGAGAAAGCACUGCUUGUCCUCAUUGUCGGGAUCGUAGGUCUGUCCUUCAAUGUGUUCAACUAUAUUCUCUUCAUGGACUGCUGUUUCUGUCGUGCACCUCAAGGAGACCCUGAAACAGGUGAAUCACCUAAUGACCAAAAAAGCCCUGAGGAGGGGCCUGGGAGGAAAGUAGAGAAAAAGUCCGAAGCUUUGAACAUCAGAGGUGUUCUUUUGCAUGUUAUGGGAGAUGCACUUGGAUCUGUUGUUGUGGUAGUUGCUGCUACAAUCUUCCACGUGCUUCCUCUGGAGGCUAGUGCUCCCUGUAACUGGCAGUGCUACAUUGAUCCAAGCCUGACAAUAGUUAUGGUGUUCAUAAUCUUGUCUUCAGCGUUCCCACUCAUCAAAGAGACCUCAAUUAUUUUGUUGCAGAUGGUUCCCAAAGGUGUUAAUAUGCAACUACUGACUGACAGGCUAGCUCGCAUCCCAGGGGUUAGCAGCCUUCAUGACGUGCAUGUGUGGGAGCUUGCAGGUGGCAAGAACAUUGCUACUCUUCAUGUGAAGUGCCAAACCCCUACUGAUUACCAAGAUGCUGCCUAUAAAAUACGGAAGGUUUUCCAUGAAGCAGGGAUCCACUCUGUGACCAUCCAACCUGAGUACAUUGACCACAAGACCUCCAAUGUCCUGUGCAGCUCACCUUGCAUCUCAAAAGCUUGUGACUCUCAGCUCUGCUGCAGUCAACAGGAAGCACCACUGGCUAAAACUAAUGGUUAUACUGAAAAAAAUGAUAGCUGCCUUUCUGCACAGCGUAAAGACAAUGGUUCAAGUAAAAGUGAUGUUGAAAUCCGUAUUGACUCUCCACUGACAGAGAAUGGUGUUAAAGACAUGAAAAAUGGGGAAGUGUCUGAUGACAAGUCACAGUUGAGCAGUACACGAUUUUAAACAAUUCUGUCUACUCUGCAAAAUGUUUUCGUAGAAUAAAUGUGUCCAGGCAAGGAAGUGUGUCAGCAGUGGCUGUAGGUGAAGGUGGUAUGGCAAAAAGAUUUCUGUGCUUUAGCUGUAAACCAAAAUACACCAAAAAAGCACGCAUCUGAGAUGAGGCUUAAUAUUUCCAUAAAAGGUGUUGCGUUCAUCUAAGAUUUUUUUCUGAUACAGCCUAGCACAGUUCCUUAUCAAACUGUGUGUUUGUUCCUAUUGCUUGAGUGGGCGAGGUGUAUUAUUGUCUACUCUGAUGCUUGCAGUGUAUGGCCAGUACCGCUGGGAAUGAAAAUGAGCUGCUGCCUGAGAGCUCUGUAGCAAGUUAAUGAUUGUACUGGGCUGAAGUACAGCGUGUUUAUAAUGGACUUAAGUAGAGAUGUUUUACUGAUCCUCAGAACCAACUUUGCAUAGCCAGUAACUUGUACUUCUGAAGCUUCUGAAUGAAACUAAGGGUGUCUGAAUGAUGGAAGGGAGAGCACUCGGGAAUAGUUGGCUUGCAUUAUUUUCUUGACUUCUGUAUUUAGGGGCAGGGCAGGAGAUGGUCUUGCUUCUCUGAUAGUAAUUCUGGAACUUUAGCCUAAUCACAGAUACUUCAUGCUUAAGAACAUGCACUGUGUCACGAAAGUAAGGAAUUACUAGCCUUGUCUAUAUUGAUUCUAGCAAAUGAAAAUGCAAGCAGUCAUCCAAUUAACUUAUGAUCUAGUUCACUGUUAUGAUUACACAACUCAGUUCUUACCCUGCUCCUCCCUUCCGAACAACAGAAGUUGAAACAGAUGAUGUUAAUUCAUUACUGUGGGGAACGAUUGCGGUAUAUUUAAUUCUAGCAUCUGCCCUUAUCCUUGCUGAAUAAAUAAGCUGGUAUGUCUAUUAUGAGUAAUUAAAACUCUGCAAUUCUAUUAUUGAGACACAAUUUUAUAUUCAUUGAGAAAUUCCAUUUGAAGUUUUCUAAAACAAUAUAAUGACUUAGAGGGAACUUUUUUAAUAUUAAAAAAAGAACAGAUCUGGGAGCUUUUUCUAUUUUAUUCCUAAUUUGUUCAUUUAUUGAAAAAAACCUAAGCCCUCCCCCUGCCCGGUUGUGCAUUUUGAAGAUGACACGCCCAGUCACCAAAUGUUGGAUUUUGGUCUGCUCUCCAGCUUUUUGGGAGGGGGGGACCCAGUACCUAAUCUACGCUGAGUGCAGUUCUUAGCCUCCAGAACUUUCAAAUACAUUUUUGCAAUUGAAAGCAGCUUUUCAGUGCUCCGUGUGGCCUGGACAGGCUAUUUAGGAAGCUAUUCGUGAAGACAUCUUUAUAAAAUAGUGGUUUCUUUAACUCAGGGAAAACAUAGUAGAAAGGGCAAAUCAAUUUCCUGCUGGGCUGGGGAAAUAGUGGGGCCUCCUUGCAAGGCUGGCUUGGAAGCAGACAACUCCUUAGUAAGGAUGAUUACAUUAAAUCAGUGAAUAUUCAAACACACAGCAGGGUAUUUUGCUGCUUGGAAGAUUGUGUUUACUCAAGCAGUGUGAUAACAGCUUAAAUAGCACACUUCUAGGUUUGUAUUUACCCUUCUUGAGCAGUUCCUGGAUGAAUUAAAGUAUUUAUAGCCUUUACAAUAGGUUUUAAUUAUAAAAAUUGAUCUGUAUCCUAAUGCCAUUAAAACAUUGAUCCUCCCAUUCUGUUUGAUCCUGUUGGCAGAGUUUUGCUUUGCAGCUCUUGCACAAAUUGAUGAAAAUCAGCAAGCACUGCAAGAACUGCUCUGUCCUUUGGAAGGAUGUGGAGUGAAGUAAGACAGCCCUUACUUCAGGUUUCUUGUCCUUAUUUUCAUCUGUGAUGAGAUCUAAAUGGAGGGGCUUAGAUUUCUAUCACAAAUAUAUAGGUUUAUUUUCUGUGAACUGAAAUAGAAGGCUCCCAAAAUAUUGACAAAAUCUGUGCAGGAAUUUACAGCUCACAUGCUCUCUAAAGCAAGCACUCUUUCUUAAUUAUGCAUUUGUCUCUUAAAUCAGGUAAUCUUUUUAUAUAUGCAUUUUAUGAAAUGGUUUAAUGGUUGGAGUGUCAGUAUUGUUUUACUCUGGAAUUAGAGAAAAUGAGCGUGUGUAAUGUUGGGCAUUUGAUGAAAUAGACCAUCUUCAUCUUUUCAGUGUUUAUUGAAACAGUGGUUAUCUAUUUUUUAAGUUUUUGAAGUGUUGUAACUUGAAAAUACAAUGAAGUAACAUUCUUAAACAAUUUUUCUUGUCUGGUUGACUGUACUGUGAAUAAAUAGGAAAAUACCAAGGACUGUAGAAAUCUUCAGGUCUAGAAAACGAGCAAAUUUAAAAAAACAAAGCAGUUUUAUUAGCAAGCAAAGCCAACAGAGUUAUGUCAGUGAUGAGGUGAACCUUGCUUUUUCCAUGUAGGGGCUGUCAGGGUACCCAGCAAAGGUUUUUGACCCAGUAUUCUUGCCUUCCUUUCAGCUCAACAACAAAAUAUUUUUCUCCUGUUUUAAACGUGUGAUAGCUAGGCUCUGCUGGGUAGUCCUUUUCUAUUUUGAUAGAUGACAUCAUUCCAAUCAGUAUGUAUUUGAUAUUGGCUAAUUUCCCUUAAUUUCUUGGUGUUCCAAUUCUCUUGAAGUAUGCUUACCUCAUUUUGAAGUACAAUAUACUUCAGAAUUUGCACUUAUUUAUGGGCACUUGUUCUAAAUUCAGCUUUGUAGCAUAUUGCAUUGUCGUAAUUGCAUUGUCGUGCUAUGUGAUCCUCCGAUCCAUAACUGGCCAUACAUGUGACCUAGUUGUGGGGCAACAGAACACUUGCUAGCUUUAGCAAUAGUUCUGGAGAAAGAGUUAAAUCUGGAAUAAAUUCACAUGGCAGUGAAUGCAAAGGCAAUUGGCUGGCUUUCAUCAGUUAUGAGCCUUGUUUGAAUGGAAUUCGCCUUGUUUGAAUGGAAUUCAAGUUUUUGGCACCUUGUCAUAUGUUGUUCUUUCAUCAAACAUGUACAUUCAAUUACAACUCUCCAAAGUGCAAAUCUUGCCUUUGCUCUUCAAGAAAAAUAACUUGGCCUUUUCUUUUCUUUUUUUUUUUUAA